This is a messenger RNA of Colletotrichum orchidophilum, 1164 nucleotides long. RefSeq lists its product as uncharacterized. The record is from RefSeq and is a predicted model, not a curated record. Lineage: Eukaryota; Fungi; Ascomycota; Sordariomycetes; Glomerellales; Glomerellaceae. Bases 1 to 1164 code for a protein of 387 amino acids. The transcript has a single exon.
AUGGCCGCUGAGAUCAACAAUCUGCGUGCUCGAAUCAACGGACCGGCAGUGUGUAAGCUUGCCUCCAGCUUAAACGCAGAGAAGCCCUGUGUGCUAGAACACCCCCCAAAGGUUGUAGGGUUAGAGUCUCUCACAGGCUGUGCAAAUUACUAUGUCCGCAUCCGGUUUGAGGAUGGGUCGCCAUCGUGGCUUUUACGAGUGCCGCGAGUUACGGGCUUUGCUGUCGGUCUUCCUUUGUCUCUUGCCGAAUACCUGAUUCGAAGCGAGUAUGCAACACUCAAAUUCCUGGAGACUACCGAGGUGCCAGCGCCGCGGGCAUUCUGGUUUGGUAUCCCGUCCCAGGGAACCGAUUGUGGCGUCGGGGUCUGCUUUCUUCUCAUGGAGGAGUUAGCUGGUAGACCGUGGGAUGGCCAAGGAGACACCUCCAAGGUUUGGCAACGUCUUGCAGAGAUUUUGGCGGAAUUGGAGAAGCAUGAGUUUCGACAAGCUGGUUCUCUAUGCGUCGAGUCCCCUCAAGAUCAACCUUUGGUUUCUGCUGCAGCAAGCGACAGAUUCGUCUGCCUUGACCCUUGCGGUCCAUUCAAAACCGCAACAGAGUAUUACUCAGCCUGGGCCGAACAGCAUCUCGCGCUGAUUGUUGACGGUCAGCUGUACCCCCAAUUCCCAAUUGAGGCCUACCUGGUGUAUCGAUUCUUGAAGAAGAACGCGGGCGCGUUGUCCGAUGACGAUGACGUGUUUUUUCUCAGGCACGUUGACGACAAAGGUGAUCACCUGAUGGUUGACGAGCAAUCCAACAUCAUUGGUAUCGUUGACUGGCAAAUGGCACGUGUCGUUCCGCGACGAGAGGCAUUUGGGUUAUCACUCGUAUCUGCGGAUAUGGGAGCUCUAUGUGAUGGUGAAGUGUCACUCAGUGCGAAAGACGUCGCACUUGGUGAUGCUUUGCGGGGAAAGAGCGCAAGAUUGGCUGAAUACAUGGGGGAUGAGAAGGUGAGACGAUUCUUUUGGGGCCUGGGACUAGAGCACAACUGGACCCUGGCAUUGCCGUUGGCGAAGGCUAUACUUCAAGUCUUUGGCGUAGAACAGGGUUGGGAUGAAUGGAGAGAGGAGCAGUUGACCGAGUGCAAGGGCGAUGAACGUCUGACGGCCCUUUUGGAAGUUUCUUGA